This is a messenger RNA of Drosophila innubila, 2108 nucleotides long. RefSeq names its product probable cytochrome P450 301a1, mitochondrial (gene Cyp301a1). The transcript is spliced from 7 exons. NCBI's taxonomy places the organism in Eukaryota, Metazoa, Arthropoda, Insecta, Diptera, Drosophilidae. The record is from RefSeq and is a predicted model, not a curated record. The coding region runs from base 237 to 1931 and encodes 564 amino acids. Gene Ontology annotation, molecular function: oxidoreductase activity, acting on paired donors, with incorporation or reduction of molecular oxygen; heme binding; iron ion binding.
GAGUGAGCAACGGUAUUUGGUAGUAGGUAGUGAGCAGUUGAAAAUUGAAAAUCGGCAAUCGGCAUCUGGCAGUUGACAAGCCAAAAGCAAAGCUAUUCUUUGUAAUUCUCGCAUUCCCAUUUCAAAUCGUUUUUUGUGCCCGUGUGUGUGUGUGUGUCACCAUUUAUCAGUUGAAAAUCCAAAGCAAGUGAAAUCUGUUUUGAAUUUAAAUCCGUCAAAAGCUUUUUGCCUACAAAAUGAAUCAACUGCCAAUCCGCGCUUGGACUGUUAAAGGCACAGCUACAAUCACACCUGGCCUAAGACGCACUGCGUCCAAGGUUGGUGGUGCCAAGGCAGCAACUUCACAACUGCUGCAACGUCGUGACAAUUCGGCAGCUGCCACAGAAGCAACUGCAUCGACAGUUUGUCCACAUCUUGGACUGGAGCAGGAGCCAGCUGCACCACGGAUACAUGCCACAGCAGAGUGGCAGAAUGCACUGGCCUACAAUGAGAUACCAGGACCAAAGCCAUUGCCCAUACUUGGCAAUACUUGGCGUCUGAUGCCAAUAAUUGGCCAAUACACGAUAUCGGAUGUGGCUAAAAUCUCGUCGCUGUUGCACGACAGAUACGGGAGGAUUGUGCGCUUCUCCGGGCUAAUUGGCAGACCCGAUCUGCUCUUCAUCUACGAUGCCGAUGAAAUUGAAAAGUGCUACCGAAGUGAGGGGCCAACCCCCUUCCGGCCAUCGAUGCCCAGUCUGGUCAAGUACAAGAGCGUCGUGCGCAAGGAUUUCUUUGGAGAGCUCGGCGGCGUCGUUGGCGUGCACGGUGAGCCAUGGCGUCAGUUCCGUUCGCGUGUGCAAAAGCCAGUGCUCCAGCUGUCCACCAUCAGACGCUAUCUACAGCCCUUGGAGGUGAUUACGGAGGAUUUUCUGGAGCGCUGUGAACGUCUGCUGGAUGCUAACGAGGAACUGCCCGUUGACUUUGACAACGAGAUCCACAAAUGGUCCUUGGAGUGCAUCGGUCGUGUAGCGCUGGAUGCUCGUCUUGGUUGCCUAGAGGAUAAUCUGACGCCGGACUCGGAGCCACAGCAGAUUAUUAAUGCUGCCAAAUACGCUCUACGCAAUGUGGCCACAUUGGAGCUGAAGGCGCCCUAUUGGCGUUAUUUCCCCACUCCACUUUGGACGCGCUACGUCAAAAAUAUGAACUUUUUUGUGGGAGUGUGCAUGAAGUACAUACAGAGUGCAACAGAGCGCCUGAAGACACAGGAUGCCAGCCAACGAGCCGGUGAACCAUCGCUCUUGGAGAAGGUGAUCAUGUCGGAGAAGGAUGAGAAGAUUGCCACCAUAAUGGCAUUGGAUCUGAUACUCGUUGGCAUUGACACGAUUUCCAUGGCUGUUUGCUCCAUCCUGUACCAAUUGGCCACACGACCCGUGGAGCAGCAGAAGGUGCACGAGGAGCUAAAGCGCUUGCUCCCAGAUGCCAACACGCCUCUAACGAUUCCACUGCUUGACCAAAUGCACCACCUGAAGGCGUUCAUCAAGGAGGUCUUUCGCAUGUACAGCACCGUCAUCGGCAAUGGACGCACCCUGCAGGAGGACAGCGUUAUAUGCGGCUACCAGGUGCCCAAGGGAGUGCAGGCCGUAUUUCCCACGAUUGUUACCGGCAACAUGGAGGAAUAUGUCACAGACGCAGCCACUUUCAGGCCAGAGCGCUGGCUCAAGCCACAGCAUGGUGGCACUCCCGGAAAACUGCAUCCGUUUGCCUCACUCCCCUACGGUUACGGUGCCCGCAUGUGUCUUGGUCGGCGAUUCGCUGAUCUAGAGAUGCAAAUACUUCUGGCCAAACUGAUCCGCAACUACAAACUGGAGUACAAUCAUCCGCCUUUAGACUACGCCGUAACCUUCAUGUACGCCCCGGAUGGUCCCCUCCGUUUCAAAAUGACCCGUAUUUAACAAAAGUCCUUAAGCUUUCUAUUAAAUAUAAGUAUAUUCAUUUCAUGUACAAUAUCUGUAAACUAUACUUCUUUAUAUACAUGUAACAUAUGUUCUUUCCUAUCAUUGGAGGCCGAAAAAUGGGUUGAAAAAUGUUUUGGUCCAAAACAUUAAAAAAAAGACUCAAGAAAAAAUAAA